Molecule: messenger RNA, 522 nt
Organism: Entrophospora sp. SA101
Lineage: Eukaryota; Fungi; Glomeromycota; Glomeromycetes; Entrophosporales; Entrophosporaceae
Source: the annotation of a GenBank genome assembly
AUGGCCAUUCGUAGAAAAGUUCCAUUACGAAGGCGUAUUCCCUCAGUUUUUAUUGAGAAACAACCACAACAGGAAGAAGAAAAGCAAGUAAAGAAAAAAUCAUCAUUAUGGAAAAUAAAGUUGGAAGAUUUAAUGAAUGACAACCAUGAGUGUGGGAAUUAUGAUGCUGACAACCUUUACUCUAAAGAUGAAGGCUAUUAUAGUGGUAGGAUAAAAAUAUUAAAAAGAAAUCAUCAUAAUGGCGACUUUCGUUAUGGAAUCGAUAAAGAUUUCAUCAAAAACGGUAAAAAAUCAGUUUCACAGUUAAUCCUAUAUUGGGAAAGUGUAUGGUUAUUGGGUUCAGGGAUUGCAAGUAAAUGUGCUGCGAAAUACGGAACCCUCGAUAUUUACUGUUUUGGCAUAUUUCAUAUAUUUAAAAUAAAUGCACUUUCUACAUUUCAAAGUUCAUUUCCUUAUAUUUCAAAGACCAAUAUACAAAGAUCACAUCCUGUUGCUGUGGUUGAUAGUGUAACUUUAAUGUAG